This is a messenger RNA of Macaca mulatta (Rhesus monkey), 1406 nucleotides long. It is a transcript of the gene VAX2, whose product is annotated as ventral anterior homeobox 2. Gene Ontology annotation, molecular function: RNA polymerase II cis-regulatory region sequence-specific DNA binding; DNA-binding transcription factor activity, RNA polymerase II-specific. Gene Ontology annotation, cellular component: nucleus. NCBI's taxonomy places the organism in Eukaryota, Metazoa, Chordata, Mammalia, Primates, Cercopithecidae. Gene Ontology annotation, biological process: brain development; regulation of transcription by RNA polymerase II; neuron differentiation. The record is from RefSeq and is a predicted model, not a curated record.
GGGCGUGAGGGGCGGGGAGCGGCGCUCACGACCAGCCUAGGCUGGCUCCUCGAUAGUGGGGUUGGCAGUGGCGGUCGGCAUGGGCGAUGGGGGCGCCGAGCGCGACCGGGGCCCCGCGCGCCGGGCGGAGUCUGCUGGCGGCGGUGGGCGCGGCGGGGACCGCGGCGGAGCGGAGGACUUGCGAGCUGAUGGCGGUGGCCACAGCCCAACGGAGGUGGCCCGGACCUCAGCCUCCAGUCCCGCAGGCUCCAGGGAGAGCGGAGCCGACAGCGACGGGCAGCCCGGGCCCGGCGAGGCAGACCACUGCCGCCGCAUCCUGGUGCGAGAUGCCAAGGGGACAAUUCGGGAAAUUGUCCUGCCUAAGGGCCUGGACCUGGACCGGCCCAAGCGGACACGUACAUCCUUCACUGCCGAGCAGCUGUACCGCCUGGAGAUGGAGUUCCAGCGCUGCCAGUACGUGGUGGGCCGCGAGCGCACUGAGCUGGCCCGCCAGCUAAACCUCUCCGAGACCCAGGUGAAGGUCUGGUUCCAGAACCGCCGCACCAAGCAGAAGAAAGACCAGAGCAGAGACCUGGAGAAGCGGGCGUCCUCCUCAGCCUCCGAGGCCUUUGCUACCUCCAACAUUCUGCGGCUGCUGGAGCAGGGCCGGCUGCUCUCUGUGCCCAGGGCCCCCAGCCUCCUGGCGCUGACCCCUAGCCUGCCAGGCCUACCUGCCAGCCACAGGGGCACCUCCUUAGGUGACCCCAGGAACUCCUCUCCACGCCUCAACCCGCUGCCCUCGGCCUCGGCUUCCCCCCCGCUGCCACCCCCUCUGCCAGCUGUCUGCUUUUCCUCGGCCCCACUGCUGGACCUGCCUGCUGGCUACGAACUGGGUUCCUCGGCCUUCGAGCCAUACAGCUGGCUAGAACGGAAAGUGGGCAGCGCCGGCAGCGGCAAGAAAGCUAACACUUAAGACUCCUACCCUGUGACACUGAGUCCUGAGCACAGCACCUUCCCAGCCUCCUGUGCCCCAGAGGACUGCACUGAGCAGGCCCCGGAGAGGAGGGGCAGCAGCCUCGCACUCCUCCCCACCUGCCCCCCAGCUCAGAGACUCAAGACCAAACGGCCUUGGUCCCGCAGCUUGUGUGCGUGAGUGGUGUGCGUGUGUGUGUCUCUCACUGAAAUAAAAGGAAAACAAUGACAAGAAGGGAAACAGCGCCCACAGCACAACUACUUACCCCUCAAUCCCUUUUAUCCCUCUUGUCACUGGAAGGGAAAAUGGACUUAGAGUCAGAGGGACCUCAGAUGGGAGGGGGCAGAAACUGGGAUUCUGGGGGUCAGGGCACUCACAUGUGUGGGUCAGCAGGCACCUGACUCCCACUCAAUAGAGGCCCAUGGCACCAACACAAAUUCUUUGGUUAAAUGUU